GGACUGUUCCUGACUCAUUCAAACUUUUUUGUAAACAUUGGUAUGGUUUUAUUGCGGAAAGACGUGUUUCUGUGUCGGUGAGCCAUCAACAAGGUAGUGACGGAUACCGAUACUCAUCCGGACCCGGUAGUUUUAGUGUUUGUUUUUCACUUUAAAACCAAGUUCGCACGUUUCUCUUACGGUGAAUACUAGCUAGCUAACGUUAACUAACGUUAGUCCGUGGCCAUUUCUCAGCGUUGGAUGGGCGUGUAGGAGUUAGUAAACAAGUUAACUUUUUCUAAGAUGUUAACGCAGCUUUAAGCGUUUCACUGUAGUUUUUGGACACUUUUUGAAUCUUUACCUUUAUUUUAAGGUAGUUUAAAGUUGAUUAGCUUUGUGUUUUUUGUGAGAAACGCCUCUACAACUGUAGUAGCGUUCCAACCGCGUGAUUUUCCCGUCGACGCAGCCGGGGUUUAAAUCCUGAAAAUGUCGAGCUACAGUCGCCAUCGACACGGAUCCCCCUCCCCGAAAUCUCUACCAAUUCGUCAGAAAUUACAGUUUACAUCCAGCGACGGGGAGGACGACCCCAUUGAGGACGUUAACAACAGCACCGGAGGAGAGUCUGGCUUUACGGAGAUUGAUUCCCCGAUGCCGGUGCGACGGGACGCCGUCGGCAAACUGCUGGAAGGGGGCAGCAGCCCCCUGAACCAGUCCGCUGGGGACGACGACGUGGAACUGUGGGGCGAAGAUAGUUUUGGGUCCCCGUCUGACCUGCGGUCACCGAGCAGUGUUAUCUUUGCCAACUGUUCACCGUCACCGAGGAAAACCUCUCGGCUGUACGGAGGGUCACCGGAGCGGUCCUACGUCCAGGACGACGGGGAAGGAUCCAGCUCGCCGAUCCCAGACUGCCCUGACACACCUCCACACAAAACCUUCAGAAAACUCAGACUUUUUGACACACCACACACACCAAAGAGUUUGCUGUCCAGAGCCAGGAGCUCCGGCCUGGGAUCCUCGAGCAGGAGAGUUGCCCUGUUCAAGAAUGUGGAGCCUUCAGGAAAGUCAAUCACAGACAGCAGCAGGAGACAGCAGACCCCUCUGGUCAACUUUAACCCCUUCACCCCCGAUUCCCUCCUCAUCCAGUCUGCCACACAGCAGAGAAACAACAGGAAACGAGCACACUGGAAUGACUCUUGUGGAGAGGACAUGGAGGCAAGUGAUGGCGACGGAGAGGAGGAAAUCUUGCCACCAUCAAAGAGGAUCACCAUGAUGGAAAGCAACAUGAUGUCCAGGUACACCACAGAGUUCCUCGAGCUAGAGAAGAUCGGCUGCGGGGAGUUUGGCGCUGUGUUCAAGUGUGUGAAAAGACUAGAUGGCUGCAUCUACGCCAUCAAGAGAUCAAAGAAGCCUCUGGCAGGAUCAGUAGACGAACAGAACGCCUUACGGGAGGUGUAUGCCCACGCUGUGCUGGGCCAACAUCCCCACGUGGUGCGUUACUACUCGGCUUGGGCUGAGGACGACCACAUGCUCAUCCAGAACGAGUACUGCAACGGCGGCACGCUGUCCGACGUCAUCGCUGAGAACUACAGACGGCUCAGUUACCUGUCGGAGUUGGAACUGAAAGAUCUGCUGCUGCAAGUCACACGAGGACUCAAGUACAUCCACUCUACUUCUCUGGUACACAUGGACAUCAAGCCCAGCAACAUCUUUAUUUCACGGAAGUCUGUAGCCAGCUGUGAUGAAUGUGAUGAGGACGACGGACUGACCACGAGCGCUGUCUACAAAAUAGGUGAUCUUGGUCAUGUGACAAGAGUGAACAAUCCACAGGUGGAAGAAGGUGACAGCAGAUACCUAGCCAAUGAAGUUUUACAGGAGGACUACAGUAAUCUGACGAAGGCGGACAUCUUUGCUCUGGCUCUGACUGUCGUCAACGCUUCAGGGGCCGAGCCUCUUCCCACCAACGGAGACAAGUGGCACGAGAUCCGACAGGGCAAACUCCCUGCCAUCCCUCAAGUGCUUUCUCCCGAGUUUCUCAGUCUACUCAAGCUGAUGAUCCACCCUGAUCCAAGCAGACGGCCAUCAACUUCUGACCUCAUCAAACACCCGGUGCUGCUCACUGCCGCCAGAAUGAGCGCCGACCAGCUCCGAGUCGAGCUCAAUGCAGAGAAGUUCAAGAACGCACUGCUCCAGAAGGAGCUGAAGAAGGCCCAGCUGGCCAGAGCUGCAGCAGAGGAGAAGGUUUUGUCCACCGACAGGAUCCUGACCCGCUCCACAGUCCAGUCGAACCCCAGGACCUCCAGACUCAUCGGCAAGAAGAUGAAUCGAUCGGUCAGCCUCACCAUCUACUGAGACUUGAAUCCGCCCUGACGGAAAGUGAAACACAAAGGCUCAUGGACCUUUUUAAUCAGACCAGUUCGGAUGAGAUGGCCUCUCCUGUUUUCUUUUCAAAGAGAAGCCUGUCAGUCGUGGUGUUGGGCUCCUCCGCCCAGAACUGAACUGGAACUCAUCUCGAUAGACUCUUAUUGCCAACAUAGUUCAGCCCUUUUCUCUGAUGGACUUUUUCUUUGGAUCAAACUGUCAUUCCUCAAAGGUAGUUACUGUACCUUUUACACUCUGUCAUUCCUUAAGUUUGCAUAGACGCCAGGCUCUCUCUCCGUUUCUGUCCUCGCACUUCUCUCGACAAAGCCGAAGCCUGUUGGCGGCGGACCGAAGCCGCAGUGAAGCUCUCUUCAGUGUGAAUGUACUUGCCGUAGCCGCGCACCUUACUGCCUGUCAAAUGCCUGAUGCUGGGUACCAGAUGGUCUGAGAGCUGACGAUGUCUGUGUUUGUAAUGGAGCACUUUGGAGGCAACAUGUGGAACUUGCCACAUUUUUUUUUCAAGAAAAAAGAAAAAAAACCUGCUGCUAUUGAUGUUUUGUGUGUAUCAGGGUUUGGCCAGUUUCAGGUUGGAUCGUUCUAGAGGACAUUGGCUCUUAUUUUCAAGUAGCAGGAGUCCAUUUCCUCCCCGUUAAAUGUACGUGUUAUUUUUUCAUCCAGUUGGUUUGAAGUACCAAAACCAGCGACGUAGCUCGUUAACUGAGGUUAGAAUUGAUCCGUAGUAUUUUAAUUUCGACUGUUGAUUGGUGCUGCCAACCCUGCCUGUAGCAUUAGAACAAUCAUUGUCCUGUUCUUUGGAUUCUCGUGUGUUCUGUUUUCUUUUCCCCCAAGGCUCAUCUACAAUUACUGUUUAAAAGCAUUCCUCAUGUUUUUGUUCUCGUAACCUCUAACACAAAACCCCCGUUCAGUUGUUGUAACCUGUACAUAUGUUCUUUUAAUAAAUUCUCACCA
Molecule: messenger RNA, 3306 nt
Organism: Chelmon rostratus (copperband butterflyfish)
Lineage: Eukaryota; Metazoa; Chordata; Actinopteri; Chaetodontiformes; Chaetodontidae
Gene: wee1
Product: WEE1 G2 checkpoint kinase
Exons: 10
Coding region: 466-2328 (620 amino acids)
Biological process (GO): mitotic cell cycle; protein phosphorylation
Cellular component (GO): nucleus
Molecular function (GO): ATP binding; magnesium ion binding; non-membrane spanning protein tyrosine kinase activity
Source: RefSeq, a predicted model, not a curated record